Molecule: messenger RNA, 4982 nt
Organism: Bicyclus anynana (squinting bush brown)
Lineage: Eukaryota; Metazoa; Arthropoda; Insecta; Lepidoptera; Nymphalidae
Exons: 7
Coding region: 193-3174 (993 amino acids)
Cellular component (GO): ribonucleoprotein complex; nucleus; cytoplasm
Molecular function (GO): RNA binding; RNA helicase activity; ATP binding
Source: RefSeq, a predicted model, not a curated record
CAGUCAAACAAAAUAAAGUCGCUCGCUUUUCCGGCCAUGAUCAGCCAUUUUGUUUUUCGUUCAUGUGCGGACUAAUUUUUGUGUGCAAUUUCCUUCAUAAAUCAUCCUAAUUACAACUGUUUUAUUACAUAUUUGUGAUCCAAAGUGUUAUCUAAGCUACAACGAAACAGUUCGUGACUUAUUGUAAGGACCAUGGGACGCGGAAGGGAUCGCAGCCGAGAUAGGCGCCGUAGCCGCAGUAGGAGUAGGAGCAGAAGUCGUAGUCGAAGCCCACGUUACGGUCUCGGGUCGGGCGGCGGCGGCGGUGGCGGUGGCGGGUAUGGCGGCGGAGGACGCCGUAACAAUCCUGGCGCUAAUUUACGCAAGCCUAAAUGGGAUUUGAGCAGACUGAAACCUUUCAAAAAAGAUUUUUAUGUACCUCAUCCAGACGUUGAAAGUAGGCCUGACUCUGAAGUGGAGGCUUGGAGAAGCGAAAACAACAUUACACUCAAGGGCCGUAAUAUACCUAGACCGACACUCACAUUUGACGAAGCUGGAUUUCCGGACUAUGUUAUGGACGAAAUCGACAAGAUGGGGUUUUCUAAGCCCACUCCAAUUCAAGCUCAGGGUUGGCCGAUCGCUUUGAGCGGUAAUGAUAUGGUAGGCAUUGCUUCGACUGGCUCGGGAAAAACUCUUUCAUAUAUUUUGCCAGCAAUAGUACACAUCAAUAACCAGCCAAAAUCAAGUAGAGGUGAUGGACCAAUAGCCUUGGUCCUGGCCCCAACGAGAGAACUUGCUCAGCAAAUUCAAGAAGUUUGUGACAAAUUUGCAAAUACAUCAAAAAUACAUAAUACAUGUUUGUUUGGUGGCGCCCCUAAAGGGCCACAAGCCAGGGAUUUAGAUGCUGGAGUAGAAAUUGUUAUCGCCACUCCGGGACGCUUAUUGGACUUUUUAGAGAGUGGUCGAACAAAUCUAAAAAGAUGUACAUAUUUGGUGUUAGACGAAGCAGACAGAAUGUUAGAUAUGGGAUUUGAACCUCAAAUUAGAAAGAUCAUAGAACAAAUCAGACCGGACAGACAAACUCUUAUGUGGUCUGCCACUUGGCCAAGAGAGGUACAGAGCUUAGCUUCAGAGUUCUUAAAAGAUUACUUACAGAUUAAUGUAGGCUCACUGUCAUUGGCUGCCAAUCACAACAUUCUGCAAAUCAUAGAUGUGUGUAUGGAAUAUGAAAAGGAAACAAAAUUAAGCACCUUACUUAAAGAAAUCAUGGCUGAAAAGGAAAACAAAACCAUCAUCUUUAUUGAGACAAAACGCAGAGUUGAUGACAUCACUAGAAAAAUGAAAAGAGACGGAUGGCCAGCGGUGUGCAUUCAUGGUGACAAGUCACAGAACGAGCGUGACUGGGUGUUGCAAGAUUUCCGUAGUGGCAAAGCUCCUAUUUUAGUAGCAACAGACGUUGCAGCAAGAGGUUUAGAUGUGGAUGAUGUGAAAUUUGUUAUAAAUUUUGACUAUCCUAGUAACUCUGAAGAUUAUGUCCACCGUAUUGGUAGAACAGGGCGUACUAACAAAACCGGAACUGCCUAUACAUUCUUCACACCAUCUAACGCUGCUAAAGCUGCAGAUUUGGUGUCAGUUUUAAAGGAAGCCAAACAAGUUGUCAAUCCUAAACUCCAAGAAUUGACAGAACGUGGUGGAGGUGGUGGAAGACGACACCGUGGGCGCGGCGGAAGAUAUCGUCGAGGACGUCGUUCACGCUCACGAUCCCGAUCCCGGGACCGGCGUCGGCGCUCGCGGACGCGCUCUCGAUCGCGGGAUCGUCGUCGUCGCAGACACAGCUCGUCCAGAUCAUCACGCAGCAAGUCAUCAAAAUCCUCGCGAAGUCGUUCACGCUCACGCUCCCACGUUCGGUCUCGUUCAAGAAGCAGAUCUCGCUCAGGCAAGUGCAGCCCACAGAACGACGGUUCUACCACUGGGCUUCAGCCUGCGCCCCAGGCGCUCCUGCCGACGCCUAAACCGCUGCUGCCCACGCCCAUCGGUCCACAGUUGCCCUCCUCACAGUUCGAUAGGCAUAACAGUAGAGUUACCUCUUCCACACCACCAAUCGAUGAUACAAGUCGUUCACAUGAUAAAGAUUUUGCUAAGAGUAAUCCAAGAAAUAAUCAAAUUAGUAAUGAUAUAAAUUUGCAGCAACAACAGCAACAGCAGGCAAAUACCAUUCCAGCUUUGAUGGCCCUGAAUCCUCAAAUGAACAUGUGCAUUCCUCCCCCUAUAAAUGGUCAAAGUUUUGUUAUGCCUCCUUACUUCCCUAGCGAUCAGUAUGGUAUGAUGAUGCCGAACUUCGUUCAGAAUCCCAUGCUCGACCCUACGACGUGGGGUGCACCACCCCCACCUCCGCCCCCUCCCCCUCCGGCUGAAUCUGCCGGAGGGUUUCAAAAUCGUCACAACUAUGGACAGAGCGGUUUGGGACAAAGUGGCGUGGAGUCAGAUUCCAGAAAACGAGGAGGUCGUUCUGGCGGCCUCGGAAGUUCGAGUUCGUACGGCUCUGGCGGCGGCGGCGGUGGCCUCGGCUCUAGCGGUGGAGGCCUCGGCUCUAGCGGCGGCGGCCUGGGCUCGGGCGAUGGCCCUGCCUAUGGCGGUGGCCUCGGCUCGGGUGGCCUGGGCUCCGGCGGAGGCCUCGGCUCUGAAGAGAGCCAGGGCCAAGGCGGGUCGCGCUCGCGCGGCGGCCGACGGCGCCGAGGAAGAGGACGCGACAACGAUGACUAUAGCUCGGAUAAUCCGAGCGGUGGUCUCGGCUCUCAAGGCUCUGGCGGCUCGGGCGGCCUAGGUGGUCUGGGCGGCCUGGGCCAGUCGACCGGCGGCUUGGCUUCUGGCGGUCUCGGCGUACCCCAUGGGAGCCUUUUGCCGCGCAUGCUUCCGCAGAAUAUUGGCGACUUCGGUGGACAACAGGCAGCGAACUUCACGGCCUUUGGUUCUUAUGGGCCUAAGAAUAACAACAAAAGAAUACACCAAGGAAAUCCUAAUGGAGAUUACAGUGAAAGUAAUAUGAAUGGUCUAGAAUAUUAUGGUAAUCAAAACAUGGGCCCCGGCCGACCAUUUGCAGCUGGUAUGGACUUGGACCAAUAUUCCAAUGGUGCGCAGGCUAAUGGCUCCAUGGGGUACAGAAACGACCGCCAGGGCAAUCGCCAACGCCGUUGAAUGAGAUCGAGAAAACGGCUUUAAUGGUGAUUCGCGUCGGCGUAGAAGGCGAUGAAUUUUGGGAGUCUUGCAGCACCAGAACAAUGUAAAUUAGGGCGCUUGCUUUUUCAUUCCAUUUGUGAUUGAAAUAUCCACUUGUAUGGUGAUUAUAUUGAUUCUGUGAAAAUAAAAGUGAGAAAAGAAAAAUCUUCAUAUUUUUUCGAUUUUAUAAUAAAAUGUAAUUUUCAGUAAUGUUUCACAUCAACUUUUGUAUAGUAAACAACUUAAUCUUUGGAUAAGUAAGAUAGUAAUGGAUUUUUUUUUGUAAUAAAAGGAGUAUCUGCACCUAACAUUAGCUACCCACUGUAAGCACUGUUUCAGCUUUUGGUAUAAACUUCAUUUUUGGACGCUAAUUGUAGUCAUCUAAAAUGAUGUUGAUGUAGCUUUGACGUUAAUAGUUAUCUGCUAUUGAAUAUUGAAAAUAUCUAUUAUGCACUAAAUAGCACCAUAUAGCAGUUUAGAUUAAAUAAAGAAAAGCGGCAAAGUGCUAGUUGUACUCGCCCAUGAAGGGUCCCGUAGCAGCAAGUAACAAACUACUUGCUCAUCAAUUACAUAUACAUAUUACGAUUACGAUUUAUGACGUUUUAAAAAAAAAACUACUUACAAGAUCAAGUUCAAACCAAUUUUCGGUGGUAGUAGGCAUGGCAAUGUACAUCAUAUAUUUUUUUAAUUUUAUCAUUCUCUUAUUUUAGAAGUUACAGGAUGGACCGAGACGCUUCCAAAGUAGAAGCGUCUCUCGCGCAAACUAUUCAGUUAAGAAAAAAUUAUAUUGGAAACCUCAAUAUGAUUUUUGAAGACCUAUCCAUAGAUACCUCACACAGUUCAGUUUUAAGUAUGGGGAUGUAUACCAUGAUAUUUUUUUCUAUUUUUGUAUGAUAAUCUUAUUGCGAUUCACGGAAUACGUCUAUACUCACCAAGUUACAACAGUAAGCUCAUAAAGUUUCGGAAAAAAGCGGCUGUAACAUACGGACGGACAGACAGACAGACAUGACGAAUCUUUAUGGGUUCCGUUUUUGCGAUUUAGCUACGGAACCCUGAAAAAAGUCCUGUAGCUGUGUACCUCACAGUUGGUAGUGGACUCGUCAGAUGUUGAUACUCCCUAAACCCUUAAUAAUAUACUAUAAAAGAAAAAAUAAUUUAAUGCCAAUGUUUUACGUCAAUAUUUGUGGUAGGUACAUAUUAUAGUUUUUUGUACGUUAGUGCAACUGCACUUAAAGUUUUAACAGGAGCAAAUGUAUUCAAUAUAUUUGAUUCUAUUUUCGAUGAAAAUACAUAAUAUUGUAUUUAAGUUAUACUUCAUAGCUUAAGUGAAUAAACCAUUAACCUGUUUGUGACUGGUUUAUUUAGAGUAAUUUCAUUGUCUAUGCACUUAACAACAAAAUAUAUAGAUUUUUACAACAGCAGCAUUUAUGUUAGAUCAUUUAAAAUAAAACAUGCUGCUGUAUAGUUGCAUAAUUAAAGAUUUUCUGUAAGAGAAAAUUCAUUUUUAAAUAAUAUCAGAUUGUAGUAUUAUACCUUAGUAUAAAAUUUUAUUAAAAACGUAGAACCGGCUAAGUUGCGUGUGAUCUUGUACGACUGGUAUAUUAUAGUGGAAUGUAUGACACAUUAAUUAUAGAAUAUUUGUUUUUAUAUUGUGAUCACUGAACCUCCGGAGUGGUCAUUUAUGAGCAUAUUAUGCUAUUUUGUAUUUGAUAUGUAAACCGUAAACACCUGACAGAAGUAGAUAUAAUGUAUCUUAUUUCAAAUAAAAGUAAAAGCAAUUAAAAUAA